UUCGCGGAGGGAAAGACGCUUUUCGUCCAGGAUUUCGAUGCAGAGAUUUCCGAAUGUUCAUUUAUUUACUACCAAAUUUAUUUCAAUUUCUGUGGUGGAUCGGUCAUUGAUUCAAGAACGUUAAGAUAUUAACUUGGAACUCCAGGUAAAUUGAUGAUUGGAGGAUGUCUAGCGAAGCGUCCGGAAGCAUUACCAUCAAAGAAGAAGCAUCCACGAGCGGUACUGCGUCCAAUAUUCCAGUGGAAUCUACCGAAACAGAGGCUAAGAAACCGGAGAUCGGAGCUGACAAGGCGGAAUCGCUGACAGAAGCUGAGGGCGGGAAGGAGGCGGACACGACAGAGACCCAUAUAAAGCGACUUCAGAAUCUGCGCAAGGAAUUGGCCUACCUCAGCGAAACGGACUGGAUGUACGAGAGUCUCGACAAUAAACCCGCGCAGUAG
Molecule: messenger RNA, 440 nt
Organism: Drosophila rhopaloa
Lineage: Eukaryota; Metazoa; Arthropoda; Insecta; Diptera; Drosophilidae
Exons: 3
Coding region: 165-440 (91 amino acids)
Source: RefSeq, a predicted model, not a curated record